CGGUUACAAAUCAAAUCGAAGCGGAGCACAAAUUGCAAUCUGUCGUGCUGGAUCGAGCCGUCAACCCAAUCACCAUCCCCGGCCUUUGACUUGCGCAAGAGCAGCAACUGUAAACUUCUCUUCCCUUGCUUUAACACAACGCAACGAGAUCUCGGCAUGGCUGUCCUCCCCUGCUUCCUCGUGCUCCUCCUAUUCUCCACGCCGCUGCCGCUCAUCGCCAGCGCCGCCGCGUACUCGGAGUACUCGUGCAAUGGCACCACGGGCAACUUCACGUCGGGCAGCGCGUUCGGCGCCAACCUGGACCGCCUCGUCGCGGCGCUCCCCUCCAACGCCUCCUCGUCGGCGUCGCUCUUCGCCUCGGCGGCCGUCGGGACCGCCCCGGACACGACGUACGGCCUCGCGCUCUGCCGCGGGGACAUCACGGACCCCAGGGUUUGCUCGGCGUGCCUCGGCGACGCGUUCCGGCAGCUGCGGCAGCUCUGCGGCGGGGACAGGGACGCCACGUUCUACCACGACCUGUGCACGGCCCGGUACUCCGGGGACGACUUCCUGGCGCGGCCCGACGACAACUCCCCCGUCAUCAACGGCAUGGACGUGAACGGGUCGACGUACCCCGGGUGGGACGCCCGGAACGCCACGAGCCGGAGCUUCUUCCUGUCGCUGGUGGGCACGCUGUUCGGGGAGAUGGCCAUGUACAGCGCCUACAACUCCUCGGCGUCGCGCCGGUUCGCCAGCGCCGUCAUGUUCAUCAACCCGCAGCUGCCCACCGUGUACGGGCUGACGCAGUGCACGCCGGACCUCUCCCCGGCGCAGUGCUGGCACUGCUUACAGGGCAUCCAGGACCAGAACCGGCAGUGGUACGACGGACGCGAGGGCGGGCGCAUCCUCGGCGUCCGGUGCAGCUUCCGGUACGAGGGGUACCAGUUCUACGACGGCACGCCGGACGUCAGGAUCGGCCUGCAGGGCGGCUCAUCUUCACCAGCUGCUGGAAGCAAUGGAAGCAACCACAGGAAGGUCUUAGUCAUUGCUCUCAUCGUCUCAAUCACGGUGUUCUGUAUCAUGCUGGUUGCCGUCCUGAUGCUAAUCAGAACACAAAGAAAAAGCGCCGGAAAGGCGAAGCUGCAGUUGCCAGCACACUCCCGGGACAGCUCCAAGACAGAGGAGGCGCUGAAACUCUGGCGGAUCGAGGAGAGCGGCUCGGAGUUCACGCUGUACGACUUCUCGGAGCUGGCGGCCGCGACAAGGGACUUCUCCGACGAGAACCGGCUCGGCAGAGGCGGGUUCGGCCCCGUCUACAAGGGCAAGCUGGCGGACGGUGCGGAGAUCGCGGUGAAGCGGCUGGCGGCGCAUUCGGGGCAGGGGCUGCAGGAGUUCAAGAACGAGAUCCAGCUGAUCGCCAAGCUGCAGCACACCAACCUGGUCCGCCUCGUGGGUUGCUGCGUCCAGCAGGAGGAGAAGAUGCUCGUCUACGAGUACAUGCCCAACCGCAGCCUCGACUGCUUCAUCUUCGACCAGCAGCGGGGGCCGUUGCUGGAUUGGGAGAAACGGCUGCACGUAAUCGAGGGCAUUGCGCAGGGGCUGCUCUACCUGCACAAGCACUCCCGGGUUCGCAUCAUUCACCGGGAUCUGAAGGCCAGCAACAUUCUGCUGGACAAGGACCUCAAACCCAAGAUCUCGGACUUCGGCAUGGCCAGGAUCUUCGGCUCCAACAUGACGGAGGCCAACACCAACAGGGUCGUCGGCACCUACGGUUACAUGGCUCCUGAGUACGCGUCGGAGGGCAUCUUCUCGGUCAAGUCCGACGUGUACAGCUUCGGCGUGUUGCUGCUGGAGAUCGUCAGCGGCAAGAGGAACAGCGGCCACCACCAUUACGGCGACUUUGUCAACCUGCUCGGAUACGCUUGGCAGCUGUGGAAGGAAGGGAGAGCGUUCGAACUGAUCGACCCGACGCUGGGCGAGUGCAGCGACGUGGCGAGCAUCAUGCGGUGCGUCAAGGUGGCGCUGCUGUGCGUGCAGGACAACGCCAUGGACCGGCCGGCGAUGGCGGACGUGACGGCGAUGCUGGCCGCCACCGAGGCGCUCCCGGACCCGAGGCGGCCGCCGCACUUCUCCCUCAGGGUCAGCAGCAGCGACGACGGCAGCGGCGGCGGGUCGGAGGUGCGGACACGGUCGCACGGCACCAACGAGCUCACCAUCACCACCAUCCAGGAGGGCAGAUGAUUGAUUAGCAACGUCGUCGUCUUGAUCCGUCACGAUGUAAACAUCUAUCUCCUGAUGGAAUCGAGCUGUGUGAAUGAGUAGACGAUUAGUCGGCGGUUGAGAUGCGAGGGGGCGUUUUCUUUUGUGUGAGACCGUGACGUGUCACGUGACAAUUGUGCGUACGUGUACAGACAAAUGCUAGAAGGUAAAAUCUAAAUUCUUCCUAGCGUACAUACACGUUUGUUGUAUGA
Molecule: messenger RNA, 2450 nt
Organism: Phragmites australis (common reed)
Lineage: Eukaryota; Viridiplantae; Streptophyta; Magnoliopsida; Poales; Poaceae
Product: putative cysteine-rich receptor-like protein kinase 20
Exons: 7
Coding region: 157-2220 (687 amino acids)
Biological process (GO): protein phosphorylation
Molecular function (GO): ATP binding; protein kinase activity
Source: RefSeq, a predicted model, not a curated record